ACGGUGGUGGGGUUUUAGAGCGCGGAGGAGCACGGCAGUUGUCUCUCCAUCAACGCUUUGUCCAAAUUCCGUCAAAACAUAUAUUUUCUUCUAUCUCGAUCGCUGAUCGCUCGCUCUCACUCAGCGUACGAACCGAGUGUGUGUUGUCUGCAUGUAAAAUGGAGACGCCAUCGUUACGGGUUCGUCUGGUGUUCGAAGAUCGUUCUAUUCUUAGCAAAACGCAGCGAUCGGAUGGGAUGGACCAUAGCUGGUUUCUCCUCAAAUCACAACAACAUCGAACAAUCUCCGACGUCUGUACUCAUCUUCUCCACAUUUUCAAACUUCGUCGCUCUUGCCCUAAUGGCAUCCUCCUCUCUAUGGAUGGCUUUGUAUUACCAUCUUUUGAAUCAACUGAAAUGUUGAAGGAUAAGGAAAUUAUUUGUGUGAGAAAGAAAGGUGGGGAUGCAGUAGAGGCGGCAGAUGCAGGCAAUUUGCUUGACAAGGUUGAAGUUGAUGGGCUGGAUUCUGAAGAUGAUGGGUUGCUACUUUUAGCAAAUGAUACAUUCGAUAAGGAAACUGGAGAAUAUCAAAGUGAAUCUGAGGAGGUCGAUGAAGAACAGUUGCAAGAUGAAGCUUCACCUGACGCAGUUUCUAAUAAAAGAAAAGCCUCCAUGAAACUUCAGAACUCGACGAAGAAAAGGCGCCGUUUGGGGGUGUUGGAUGAUGCAGAAGAUGAGGCUGAUGCAGAGGAAAUUGACAAUGUUAAUAUUGAUACAUCUCAUUCCAGGAAGAUCAGCAGGAAGGGGAAGCUACCAAAUCGCAACAGUAAACCAAAUGAGGAGACUAACAGAAGUGCUGCAACAAGUAACAAAAAAGUUAAAUCUCCUUCCAUUGUGAAACGGAGUGAACAGCUUCAACAAAAUAUUGAAGAGGUCAAUCAAGUGUCUACUGCUCCUGGGGCAAAAAAGAUCCCUAGUAGAAGUGCUAGACGGAAAAAGGCCAAGAGAGAAUGGAUGAAAGAACUAGCUAAAAUCUCGAAGAAGAAGCCAUAUUCUUAUUCAAAGCCUGAAGUAACUAAAGCUGAAAACGAAGAGGCUAAUGGUCGACCGAAGGGAUUACUCCACUGGAAACAGGCUCCUAAUAAGUCUGUGCAUAAGAAUACAAUAGACCAAGAUGCGGGUACUGGUGUCGUUUCCAUUGUAACCAGGCCAGGACAUAUUCGAUUUGAACCUCUUGAUGAAGAUCAAACACCAAAACAGACUAGAGUAUCAAAUGAAACUUUAAUGUGGAAUGGUAGUAGCAGCAAGAGAAAAGGUAAAAAGUGGAGUACAGAAAGGUUCUCAGCUUCUCGAAGGAAUGAUUCUAAAAGAAUCAAUAAAGAAGCCUUCAAAAUGUUGUUUACGGAUGCACAAGUACCUGUAAUUGACCCUAAUGAUUUUGACAAGCUUCCUCCUUGUUGCUCACCAAAGGAAGGUGAUGUGAUUGCAUACCGUCUGCUUGAGUUAUCUUCUUCAUGGAUCCCUGAAUUUUCAUCCUUCCGGGUUGGGAGAAUAUCAUAUUACGAUGCCAGGGAUAUUGUUUUGAUUCCAGUGCCAGAAUAUCCUAUUGCUUCAGAUAAGAUUAAUGAGGAUGGACCCAAUGACUCUCUUUAUGGAGAAGAUGGUACUUUAGAGAUCAAUUAUUCAGCUCUUGUUGAUGUCCGCAAUCUCAAGCAAUAUGAUCCAGAUGCUAUAGAAGCAGUCAGUAAUGGUGUUAAUCAAACUCUCAUGAGUGAUGACAAGAAUGAUGCAGAAAAGAUGGUGUCUAACAGUAAUGACAACAAUAUGAACCUCUCAAAAGACUCCAAUCCUGGAGAUGGAGAAGUAAAUCCAUGGGAUCGGUUCAGCAAGGUAAACUCUCUGAAUGCGGAGAUGUCCGAACCCAAUCAUUCGAGUAUGGUAAUUACUGAAAUGAACCCAUGUUCAUAUGGUGCCGCUGGCCCACGUGUGGCUCCAGAUGCUAAUAACGCGGAGUCAUCUGAAAAGAAAGAUGAGCAGAAGGGUAGUUCUUCGGGUAAUCCAUGGUUAAAUGCAAAUAAGCAAGCACCGUCUCAAGAGAACGGAAGUUCAUUGGCAGGUUGGACAGAUGCAAAGCAGGCAGGGCCCUCUGAGAAUGAUAAUGAAAAGGGAAGUUCCUGGGGACGGCCAUGGUCCUCGUUUGUAAUUUCGAGGGCUAGUCCCAUGAAAGAACAGAACAAAGAAAAUGACUGGAAUAGGGGAAGUUCUCGUGGCAAUGGGCAACCAUGGUCACGUGGGGCUCCAAGAGGAAGAGGUCGAGGUCGUGGUUUUGGUUCUGGUCGUGGUCGUGGCAAUGGCCGUGGUCGGGGUCGAGGGUGAAAUGGUAACUGAUGAUGAGCCUAUGUUUGUUUCAAGAUGUGGAAGUUGUGGCUAUUUUGAGGUAUAAGACCCAGUGCCCUCUAUAUCAUAUUUGUGUAAUGUAUCUAUGCAACUUAAUAUUAUACCAAUCUGGGAUUUGGUUUUUAGGUUUCUUUGUACAAAUGUUGAUUUCUCAACAUGCGGUCGAAUGACUAUGUUCUGCUUUUGAUUUCCCAAUAUGUGGUCAAAUGACUAUUCUUCUGCCU
Cynara cardunculus var. scolymus (artichoke) is the source of this 2599-nucleotide messenger RNA. Its product is annotated as coilin-like. The transcript has 14 exons. Gene Ontology annotation, cellular component: Cajal body. NCBI's taxonomy places the organism in Eukaryota, Viridiplantae, Streptophyta, Magnoliopsida, Asterales, Asteraceae. Gene Ontology annotation, molecular function: U2 snRNA binding; U1 snRNA binding. The record is from RefSeq and is a predicted model, not a curated record. The coding region runs from base 159 to 2354 and encodes 731 amino acids. Gene Ontology annotation, biological process: spliceosomal snRNP assembly.